Messenger RNA from Jaculus jaculus (lesser Egyptian jerboa), 3012 nucleotides. It is a transcript of the gene Mettl4, whose product is annotated as methyltransferase 4, N6-adenosine. Gene Ontology annotation, molecular function: nucleic acid binding; RNA methyltransferase activity; site-specific DNA-methyltransferase (adenine-specific) activity. The record is from RefSeq and is a predicted model, not a curated record. The transcript is spliced from 9 exons. The coding region runs from base 714 to 2123 and encodes 469 amino acids. Lineage: Eukaryota; Metazoa; Chordata; Mammalia; Rodentia; Dipodidae. Gene Ontology annotation, cellular component: nucleus; RNA N6-methyladenosine methyltransferase complex; cytosol.
CCCGGUCGCGCCAUCCAGCGUCCCGGGCCAUCGUGGCGUCUCGUCGCCGGCGUCGGAGUCCCCGCUGAAGUCUAGGCAUCCCCGAGAGCCCGCCCUGAAGACCCGAGGACUCUAGGCGCCGAGGAGAACCUCAGCGCGCCACGUCGGCCUGGCCUCGGUUUUCCGUACAGCAACAUGGCGGCGCCCUGUUGACUCAGCUGGGUUGUCUGUUUUCACGACGAGAGUCCGGGAAAGCCGCGUGCACUUUUAUGACAAGCGGAGCGCCCAGGUAGGAGGAAGUGGAUGUUGAGUGUGCCGGUCGUCCUACGACUGCAUUUGCGGAGGAGAGACUGAGCGCGCCUAGUCGGGUCGCCAAUCAUUUUCCGUACAGCAACAUGGCGGCGCCCUGUGACUCAGCUGGGUUGUCUCAAGACUCCGAUUAGAUGGGUGAUUUUUCAUGACAAGAGUCCGAGAGAGCGAGUGUCGAGGUCGGAGGAAGGGGCUGUUGAGUGUGCCCUUUGUUCUAGGGCUGUACGUGCCGAUGAGAACCCGAGCGCGCCUACUCGGUGCGGAAUCGUUUUCCGUACAGCAGCAUGGCGGCGCCCACUGAAUUGUAGAAAAAGAAACCAGGUUUGUCUGUCUUGACCAUGUCUUCCACCUGGGUGCUGUUCUCAAGAUGAGUGUCCUGGAAGGCGGCCUGCACUUUUCUGACAGGCAAAGCGGCUAGGAGGAAAAUGUCUGUCGUACACCGGUUGUCCCCUGGGUGGUUACUGGAUCAUCUUUCUUUUAUUAACAAGAUAAACUAUCAAGUUCACCAGCAUCAUGAGCCUUCUUGCAGUAAAAACAAGCCCAUGUUGGACCACUCUGACUCUCCUCACAUGCAUUCUAUGUUUCCUGAAACCUCUGCUAAACUUGCUUGUGACUCCAUCAUGAAGGCAGAGAAUGAAGACAGAGGGCAUUGUGAGAAGACCAUACAAAACUAUGUUUUCCGAUCAGAAUUAUUUAAUGUCACCAAACCUUAUAUAACUGCAGCUGUUCCCAAAGAAUGCCAACUAAGUGAUGAGAAAGAAGAUCUAAUCAGUGAUGUUAAGAGAGAAAUCUCUGCUUCUAUUAUUGGGAAGAAGCAUAAAAGAUGUACUGCCUUCAAUCAAGGUGAGUUGGAUGCCAUGGAAUACCAUGCAGAGAUCAGGGAGCUGAUUUUGGAUGGCUCUUUACAGUUAAUCCAAGAAGGUCUCAAAAGCGGCUUCCUUUUCCCCCGUGCGGAAAGCGAGCACACGCGUCCUGAAGCUGGCCCUGGGCCCCGGGAAGCCUGCAGCUUGUCCGGCUUGUGUGAACUGGCCAAGCAUCUGCCUUCCCUGAAGGAGUCGGGCCUUCAGUCUUUGCGGCUGACGGAGGAGGAUGUGUCUGCGAGAGACCAGGAUUUGUUUUUGCGGGUUGUUGAAAACAACUCAAGCACUUCAAAAAUGAUUACCCUAAUGGGACAGAAAUACCUGCUGCCUCCCAAAAGCCGUUUUCUUCUGUCAGACAUUUCCUGUAUGCAACCACUUCUGGACUGUUGUAAGACGUUUGACGUCAUUGUGAUAGACCCACCGUGGCAAAACAAAUCAGUUAAAAGAAGUAACAGGUACAGUUCCUUAUCUCCACUGCAGAUCAAGCAGAUACCUGUCCCUAAACUGGCCGCUCCAGACUGCCUUGUGGUGACGUGGGUGACGAACAGGGCGAAGCACGUGCGCUUCGCUAAGGAGGAGCUGUACCCGUCCUGGUCCGUGGAGCUUCUCGCCCAAUGGCACUGGGUGAAAAUCACCAACUCAGGAGAAUUUGUGUUCCCAUUGGAUUCUCCACACAAGAAGCCUUAUGAAGGUCUUAUACUGGGGAGAGUUAGAGGAAAAAAUGCUUCACCAUUAAGGGGUUCAGAGGUGAAACUGCUCCCCAUUCCAGAUCGCCAGUUGCUUGUCAGCGUACCCUGUGUUCUUCAUUCACACAAGCCACCUCUUGCUGAGGUUCUUAAAGACUACAUCAGACCAGGUGGAGAAUGUUUGGAAUUGUUUGCUCGAAAUUUACAGCCUGGUUGGACCAGCUGGGGCAAUGAAGUACUCAAGUUUCAGCACGUGGAUUAUUUUGUGGCUGAGCAGCCGGGACACUGACUGUAAUCUUGAUGGAAACUGCCUUCCUCAGCCCUUCUCCCUUCAUUCUAACUCACUUUCCUUUUCACACCAGUGGGUGUGCUUAAGGACGUAGGUAGGAUUUGACCUGUCAGUGUAUGACUGUCCUUCAUGUGGUCUUGAAGUGGGUUUUACUUGAGUUGGUUUGAUGGUCCGCAUUACCCUAGGCUCUUUAGGGGUGAGCAGUUAGUUCAGACGUGAUCCAGCCCGAGGAUGGGUGUGCUUGGAGAGUAUGGUGUAGAACACACUGGGACUUCAUCCCCGAAGCAUCAAGAGCGAGAGUCUAACUUCCGCCUUUCCCUGAGCAUCGGAAGUUGAGGCUGCACCGGAGCUGGGCUCAUUGUGGUGUCCACUUGCAGCCUGGCAUGCACAUCUGGUUUACCACGGCCCAGAUCUCUCUCCCUGCUGCUCACUGGUGCGGUUUACUUGGUCCCUGUAUGUCUUGAAUUUGUGACCUCUGGUAUAACGUCGCCUUCUGGGGAAAAGUAUCCUUGGAUUUCUGGAUACCACCACAGUGGACUGAGCCCUUGCAACAGUUCUGAAGCAUUUUCAAUGUAUUAAAGGUCGCUUUUCAAGUACUUCUUUGUUGUUUUUCUGGAUGAUAAUUCAAAGAUACUUCUUGUAAAAUGUCAAAGAGUAAAUACCAUAGCCAUGUGUGGUACCUCAUACUCAUGAUUCCAACACUUCAGAGGUGGACUUUGGAGGAUGUCUGAGACUUUGAGGUAAUCCUGGGCUACAGAAUGAGUUCCAGGACGGCCUGAGCUAGCAUGAAGACCUGCCUAAAAAAAUAAUAACCAUAAACACUUUUAUAGUUGUGUAAAAGUAUUUGUGUUACAGGUUUUCUACAAAUAAAUCUUUUCCAACCAAGUAA